GCAUUCACACCCAGCCUCGAGCCAGUCCCCUCAAGGCAGAGAGAGAGAGACGCAGAGAGAGACACAGAGAGAGAGACACAGAGAGACUGAGAGAGACACAGAGAGACACAGAGAGACACAGAGAGAGAGAGAGACACAGAGAGACUGAGAGAGACACAGAGAGACUGAGAGAGACACAGAGAGAGACACAGAGGGAGAGCCUGAGGAACAGAGAGCCUGAGGAACAGAGAGCCUGAGGAACCGAGAGGAGAACGUCGGGAGCAGAGAGGAGAACGUGGACGUGGGGAACGUGGGGAGCAGCAGCUCCGAGCAGAGAUCGCCAGCGGGGGAGCGUUCAUCCCGGGACGUCCCGGGCCGAGGUAGAGUCCCCAGGUCGGCUGCACACAGAGCGGACAGGGCUGACCCACAGGUGUCGGAGGGGAAGACCAUGUCUGGCGUCUAGUCCACUAGUGCGUUCUCCGGGGGGAUCCGAGCGCUCACACCACCAGGCAGCUCCCGGCGGUUCUGUCCGGUCCGUCCUGAGGCAGCCGGCAGACGGACGGGAUUCAACCUCCUCCACGAGGACCCUCCAUCAGCACCCAGGCCAGCGAGGCUCCAGCAUGGACCAGCCGGCCAGCAGCUGCAUGCGUAGCGCCCACCCGGGCGGCUCCAUCUGGGGCUGCAUGAGGAACCCCCACACGGGGGUCCCGGGCGGCGGGGGGCUGCAGUCGCCAUACCAGCAGAACCCCUUCUCCCUGCACCAGAAGCCCGAGUCCUUCCUGGCCUACACGGACUUCCCCAGCUCCUGCCUGGUGCCGCCGGCGCCGCAGCACGCCGUCUACCCCCGCGACGACCGGCUGUACCCGGACCCGGCCGCCGCCGUCGCCGUGCCGACGGGGGGCUACCAGCGCGCCGGCGACGGCGGCUGGCAGUUCAACCCGUGCGAGACGACGCACAGGCCGCCGGCGAGGGGGCCGGACACCUGCCAGCCCCCGCCGCCGCCGCCGCCGCCCGUCGCCACGGCGACCGACGGCGCCGGGGGAGGGGGGGCGGCGGGCGGCGAGAUGGACCCCGCUGGGUGCAUGGAGGGGGAGUACUCCCCCCAGAGCGCGGCCUCGGGAGACUCGGACAAGAAGGGCGGCAAGAGGAAGAGAGACGUCACGGGUGAGUGUUGUUGAACCAGUAGGACCAGUGGGGACCAGUAGAACCAGGGACCAGUUGUUGAUGGAACCAGUAGAACCAGUAGGAACAGUAAAACCAGUGACCAGUUGUUGAUGGAACCAGUAGAACCAAUUGGAAUAGUAAAACCAGUGACCAGUUAUUGGUGGAACCAAAACCAAUAGAACCAGUAGAACCAGCUGUUUAUGGAACCAGUAAAACCAAUAGAACCAGUAGAACCAAUUGUUGAUUGAACCAGUAGAACCAGUAGAAACAGGGCUCAGCGGUGUACGAUGAAGUGAUGAUGACGAUGUUGGGGAUGACGAUGAAGGUGGGAGGAAAUAGAGGUGGAGGGUUUGCGUGAAGACAAAAGAUGAAUCCACGAGUACCACAAGGUGGGAACAGAACCUGGGAGACUUCUUUACUUCAUUCAGUUCAUUGUUCACUUGCAUUUAUUUGCAAGUAAAAUGUCCCAUAAGAGUAAAGCAUAGACACACGUUUAGACCGUUCUGCACGACGCAGCACGACAAGGACCAUCAGCCGGAGGUUACGGCUUGGUCAAACGUUUCCGAAGCUUUCCUAAGCCACUUAAAGCCUGGUUAAAGCCUGCUUGAAGCCUGGUUGAAGCCUGGUUUAGGCCUGGUCGAAGCCUGGUUGAAGCCUGGUUUAGGCCGCAGUGUGUGUGUCCGAGCCGGGAAAUGAUUGUGUCUCCGACACCACAUAACUAUGUGAAAGGUGAAGUCCCAUUUGUGUUGAAACACACACUUAAAGCAGCGGGCGCAUCCUCUUAUUGUUCAGGGAAGCCAUUUUUCAGAAGUCCAGUUGAUUGAU
Gadus chalcogrammus (walleye pollock) is the source of this 1968-nucleotide messenger RNA. RefSeq names its product mesenchyme homeobox 1 (gene meox1). Gene Ontology annotation, cellular component: nucleus. The coding region runs from base 600 to 1157 and encodes 185 amino acids. Gene Ontology annotation, biological process: positive regulation of transcription by RNA polymerase II. The record is from RefSeq and is a predicted model, not a curated record. Lineage: Eukaryota; Metazoa; Chordata; Actinopteri; Gadiformes; Gadidae. Gene Ontology annotation, molecular function: DNA-binding transcription factor activity, RNA polymerase II-specific; RNA polymerase II cis-regulatory region sequence-specific DNA binding. The transcript has a single exon.